UGGCGCAAUACUGUAUUUAUUUAUUUUAAGAAAACCUGAUGCCCUGAUUGAGAAUUGGGAAUUAGGAUUAAAGCCCUAGUACCGAAGACAGUAAGUUCUUGAGUUCACUGCUCUCAUCGCCGGUCGCUGGUCGCCUGUUGCCGUUAACUCUACUCACGGCUACUACGGUAAGUUCCGCCCUCUCUCUAUUUUUCUUCGAGAGUACUAUUAAUCCUUUUGUUUUAAUAAUCUAUGAUUGCUCUGGUUUGGUUUUUUGUUGAGAGUACAAUUAAGUAAAUAAAGGUGUGUUCUCUCUCUAACAAUUGCUCGACUAUUUGCCCUGGUAGUGUUGUUCCAGAAAUGUCUGCGUAAAUAGCUGUACAGACAAUGGAUCAUGGUCACACACUUCAACAAUUUAAUGUAAUGUUCUAUUGGAUAAUAUGGAGUAUCUAUGAUUAAGUUUUGGUAUAAAUCUAUACUUUGUUUCGUUCAAGUUAUAAAUUUCUCCCGGGAUAACCGGAUAAAUCAGGAUAAAUUUAUACCUUCAACCAAAUUACUAAGUAUUUUCAUCCAGGAUAUCUCAAUUUAUCCCAUUUAACUAGGUGUUAUUUUAUCCCACCUCUCACGUGGGAUAUAUUAGUCUAAGGAAUCCCGGGAUAAUUUAGUUCGCAAACCAAACGACCCUUAGAGAAUUUGAGGAUGUUUAGCUUGUGUUGUUAUUGAGAUUCUACCAAGCAGAUUCGUUGUUCUAAUUGUAUGCAUCUAUCUGGUUGGUUACUUUUUCUUGUUUUCCUUAUUACAACUUAAUAGUUAACAGUUCCAAUUUUUUUUAACUGUUUUCUUUUUUUAUAAUUCAGUCUGAAAAUGAAGUUUAUCAUGAAUGACUUGCGGAGUCAAAUGAAUGCUUAAUGUUUUUACAAUUGCAUUUUGCCUUAUGUAGAAAGAGAUGUGUUUAAUACAAUUUCUGAUGGUGUUAUUAUGAAAAAAUCUCAAGAAAUGAGAACUCAUCCAGUACCAUCGUAAUAGUGUAUUUGAGUUUUGUUUUCAAUAGUAAAAUUAUGUUUAGUGUUCUUCACAAGUUCACUUUGUUUUUUUUUUGAAACCCCUUGCCAGAAAUCAUGUCUCCAUCAUUGUGGCAGGGAUUCAUGGUUAAAAAUGGUAGAUUUGGUUCUGUGAUGGAUAAGGAGUUGCUGACUCUGGUUUUUCUUUGUGCAAUGCUUUGGACUUGGCUACAGUUUGCCAAACUUUUUACUGAAAAUGUCAAACUGGGUUGAACCAUGCUAAUCAGCAAUUUGGGUUAUUCUUUGCCUGUUAAUGAUGCGAGUAUACCUAUUAAAGAAAAGCUGAAAUGGCCAGUUGAUGCUUUGCUUUAUUUUGUUGGGGUAAGCAUGACUGCAUGAGCUUUAUUGGUGAUUUCACCUUUCAAAAUAAACCCCAAAAGACAAAUUUUGAUACAUUGAACAUGCUUGUAACAAAACUAAAAUUAUUUCUCGCUAGAUAUUUUUCCUGAUAAUUUCUCGCUUGCUCACCAUAUAAACCAACUUAAUUGGAAUUUCAAAUAAACGAAAUAUUGAACCCUUUUUGGCUAUUCCCUGGAAAAAAAUAAUUUCCCACCCCUCUUUUGGCUCAUUUCUCUCCCUUUUCACCCUCUCUCUGUCGGAGUUCACCAAGUUCAGUGCGGCCAACCAAAUACCGGCAGAUUAUUGUUGAUUUUAAGCAAAGAUAAUGUUCAUUCAACCUCAGCAUCUUCCCUGGUUUUGUAGUACUCAUUUUGUCCGAGAAAUAAACCCGUAUAGCAGCAAAAUCACCAUUUCUUGAUUCCCCUUCAAAAUUGUCUGAUUAUUGGUGAUCUUUAAACUAAUCUAGGCUCUAGAAUGUUUGUCUAAAUUGUUUUGUUGUAUGAGCUUGAUAUAUAUGGGGUGUGUAUUUCAGAUUUUGAUUGAAACUUUCUGCCAUGUUUUUUGGGGACAAUGUGUGUGAAACAAUACCUCAACUCACUAUUUCGCUUAGGAUAACAAAAUGCAAAACUGAUUUUCCGUCUAGGAGUUCUGCAAGGAUGUGUCUUCUGGAAAUUCAUUUAUAAGCAUCUUGCAGUGUAUAUUUUGCGUAAUUGUUAUUGCGCUUCCCUUUUUUGUUUGCUAAAUAGCUGAUGUAAAUGCAUGCCGCCUGAAAGUUCACCUCUCAUAGCAGUAUUUUAUAUGGAUUAAAGCCAUCCAAAAAGAAGGGUUCUCUAUUUGCUGAUAUUCUUUUGACUUGAAUAAACCAAACAUGAGUGUAAUGUAAUUCCACCAAAAUUUAAAUAAUAAUCUCUGUAUAUUUUUUCAAAGGGUGGGGAGAGUUUCCAAUUCUUAAGCUCUACACAUUUCUAUUCAUAUUGAUGGGCCAAAUUUUCUGUUGGAUUCAAGGAAUCCCAAAGUUCACUAUCCUUAAGAUUUUCUGCUGAUGGACACAAAUAGAGCACACGACCAAGGAAAAAAGGCAAUGAAAAACAUAGUAGAGGUCUCAUAGCUUAGUAUUCAUAGCAAAAGAGAAGAAAACUAGUAGACCAUCUAUAUGCUAUACCAUUUUAUACUAUUGGAGGAUUGAUCUGUAUAUUUCGAAGGGUCAAUUCUGGAUUUCAAAAAUUCAAGUGCAAAUGCGGGCUUUAUAAAAAAGAGAAGAAAAAUGAAAAAGAGAGUGACAUCAUGGACUCACGGGCAUUACAUCAGCAACAACAAUGGGAUAGGAAAAAACAGGAUAAUUGUAGAAUGAAAUCAGUGACGUGAAGGAAGUGAUUCUUUUAUUUAGAUUUUUGGUUCAAGUGGUUGUUUAUAUCUGCAAUUCUCCUUGGUAUUCUGUUGGGUGCAAGGAGACCGCCAAAUCAGUACUUCUUCCAAUGCCUGCUCCUUUUUGAUAUGGACUUCCUUACUGGUAGUAGGCUGAUAUCCUUCGGAACAUUAAGAUAUCCUGUUUGCUGAGAAACUUUAGCAAUCUUCAAUUCCAUGAAGCUUACAUGUUUAAGUGAGGGCAGGGGCUACUAUUUCCCACCAUGCCACAUAGUUAAUAUAUGUGGUUUCCGGGUGUUACUUGACUGCCCUUUGGACCUUUCAGCCCUAGCUGUAUUUUCUCCCCUACCAAUUGUUAUUUCUUCCCUGCUUGAUGAGAAAGCUUCUAUUCAUAGCGGCCAAAGUUCAUCAAAUUCAGAGUCUGUAAGACAGGAAGUUUCGGAGCUUCUUGAUUCCAAAAAAUUGAUUCAGGCUGAGCCUUGGUAUAAAACUGUGAAAAGUUUGCAGCUUUGGAGUAUUUAUUCCAUAGAUGUGGUACUAAUCUCAAGUCCGAUGGGUAUGCUAGGGUUACCUUUUCUUACCCGCCUCAAAGACUUCAGAGCAAAGAUAUAUGCAACGGAAGCAGCUUCCAGACUAGGAAAACUGAUGAUGGAGGACCUGAUUUCCAUGCAUAUGGAGUUGAGACAAUUCUAUGGACCUGAAGAGUCUGGUUGCCCUCAAUGGAUGACAUGGGAAAAACUUGAACUACUUCCUAGGGCACUAAAGGAUAUUGUUUUAGGCAGUGACAGGACAGAGCUCGGUGGAUGGAUGUCCAUAUACAGUGCAGCUGAUAUGAAGGGUUGCAUGGAGAAGGUUCAAUUCCUCAAGUAUGCUGAAGAAGCCUGCUAUAAUGGCUCAUUGACCAUAAAAGCACUGAGUUCUGGUUUAGAGAUAGGUGCUUGUAAUUGGAAUAUUCUAAGUCCAAAAGGAAACAUUAUUUAUCUUUCUGGCUCUGUUUUUGCAUCAGCAACUGCAACCAGUUUCGAUUACAAAGCUCUUGAAGACAGUGAUGUUCUAUUAUAUUCAGACUUCGCAGCCUGCAAUGAUGUUGAUGGUGAAAAGAACGAUUUCCCUCCUGCUACUGGCAGUUCCUAUUCAAGUAAUAUUGGUAGUUGUUGGGAAACAAUACCUGAAUCGUGGCUGGAUUCAGAUGAGUACUCUGAAGAGAUGGAAAAAGUAUCUUUUAUAUGUUCAUGUGUGUUGGACACUAUUAGUGAUGGAGGAUCAGUCCUUAUUCCCAUUGGACGGCCCGGAGUCAUGUUGCAGCUGUUGGAGAACAUAUCACUUUCACUAGAAUCUUCAAAUUUAAAGGUUCCUAUAUACUUCGUUUCUUCUGUGGCGGAAGAGUUGUUGGCAUUUUCCAAUAUCAUACCUGAAUGGCUGUCCAGUCAACUGCAAGAAAGAUUUUGUUCUGGGCAACCACUAUUCACGCAUAUUCAGCUGUCAAACGAGAAAAAACUCUUCGUAUCUCCUGCAAUACAUUCUUCGAAAUUCCUAACAAGUUGGCAGGAACCUUGCAUAGUAUUCUGUCCUCACUGGAGUUUGAGACUUGGCCCUGUUUUCCAUCUCCUUCAACGUUGGUGUGCAGAUCCUAACUCGUUGCUUAUCAUUGAGGAAAGAGCUGAUAUCAAGUUGGCUUUGUUGCCUUUUGAGCCAAUGUCAAUGAAGGUCCUUCAAUGUUCAUUCAUCUCUGGAAUAAAGCUAAAGAAAGCUAUACCUUUACUAAAGAUAUUACAACCUAAACACGUGCUGGUCCCUGAGAGUUUGAGGCCCCAUAUCAGCUGUUGGAACCCCAAAUUUUCGGUCCAAAGUUUCUCCGAGAAUGAAACUGUAGUUGUGCCCAAGUUGAAAGCAUUUGCAGAUAUGGACAUUGCCAUGGACGUGGCUUCUGAGCUGCUCAUUGAUACAAAAAUGAUAGAGGGAAAAAAUAUUGCAAGAUUAAAGGGAGAGUUGCUCAUUGAGCAGGGAAAGUAUCGGUGUGUUGUUAGAAACAAGCAAGUGCUUUCUUCCCAAGUUAGGCCAUUGCUAUUUGUGGGUAGAGUUGACUUGGACUCCCUUUUGAUGGCUUUAAAGAAGAUGGGGAUGAAAGUAGCUGCCCAGAGUAGUGGUGGAUCAGAACAUGUAUCACUUAUAUUCAUCUCGGAGCCCAGUGAAGCCUUGAUAGAGGUUACAUCAACUCAAACCACCAUAAGCGUUGGUGAUGAGACUACUGCUUCCUUGAUUUCUGAGGCUGUUCGUAGCACUUCAGUUUGUUUCUGAUAAAAGAUGGUGGCCCUUGUAUAUACCUAGAUGCCAAUGGCUCCAAAAAAGAAUCUCUUACCAAAGCUGAAAAUGUUUUCGAAAUGAAAAUCAGACAGAUUUGGGAACACAUAGUUAAAUGUCUUCCAAGGAGUUUCUUAAAUUUUUCAAGAAAUGCCAAUGGAACAGUUGAGGUUGAAGCAAUGUCACAUAAAUCAUGUCCAAGUUUGACUAAACUAAUGCCAAAAUGGUCUUAAAUGAAAAAUGACACCUCUUUCUACUGUUUUA
Molecule: messenger RNA, 5309 nt
Organism: Solanum lycopersicum (tomato)
Lineage: Eukaryota; Viridiplantae; Streptophyta; Magnoliopsida; Solanales; Solanaceae
Source: RefSeq, a predicted model, not a curated record